UACCACAUACAUGUUUGAGGUGACGAAACCACUCCACUUGGCUUGCUCAUACAUUGUUAUUACGGUCUUAGUUGAUGGUUUAGUGUUUUGUUUGUUAAGAAAGAUUGAUAUGAAUAUGCGUGGGAUAUCUUUACACUGGUAUAUCUUCUUGCAAGUCACACUUAUAGGAGAAUUAACGUGCGCAAACGUUCUGGAUGUGACAUGCAUCAACUUCAACCCCAUCUACGAUACCAGCUCCACAGCAUCCUACGCCGCCAUCUUGAAUGGAGCUGACGUCACAAGCAUGGUGUCCUUCCAGAGGUCGGUAUACUUGGAUACGGGGGACAGGCAGUCAACCUGGUGUUCGCUGGGUGAUGAUGCAGGAGCAUGCGGGUUGCCUCCAGGAUCGACGAUCGACGCAUCGGGAAGAGUUGCUUUCCAAAGUACAGAUCAAGAUAAAUUUGGUGCUUACGGAUGCCGAGCGCAGAGAUACAACUGGACGACUGAGACGUCCACUAUAUUCAUCAGAAAUGAUGCUGAUUUCACUCCUGAUUACUUCACGGUUACAGUAAGUCUCGAUGAGGAGGUUCGUCUGGUAAUGACUCCUGGAUCAUCUAGUGGAACUGGUCCACUAGAAUGGAUAUUAAAUCACGAAGAUGGUGGCCAAUCUUACCUGUCUUCUAGUGUUUCUGGGGAUGCCCUCUACAUCAGCAGGGCUAAGAAAGCGGACCAUGCUGGUAUUCACCAUUACUUCUAUUCCGACGAUCCAGAUAAAGGAGGACUAAUGAAGCUUAUUGUUAGAGGACUAAUAUUUGCACGACGAUUAAGACUUUUUUUAAUGGUUACAGCUUGUCUUGAUAACCUAUGGGGACCUGGCUGUCAGUACACAUGUCCUACAUGCUACAAUGGAGGAGUCUGUGAUGAUGUGAGUGGACGCUGUGUGUGUCCACCUGGUUUCAGUGGCGACCACUGCCAAAUUGCAUGUGAAGCUGGUAAGUUUGGACAGGGAUGUUCUGGAUCUUGCACUACCCUUGAAUCUGGUCGGACUGACUGCAGUGGAGCUGUGUUCUGUCUCUCGGAUCCGCAUGGAUGUUCGUGUGCUGCAGGGUGGACUGGGUUACAAUGUGACCAAGAAUGUCCUGAUGGUUCGUACGGCGCAGGAUGCACGGAGACAUGUCACUGCGUCUCUCCAGGAACAUGCGACCGUCUUACCGGUGCCUGUUCUAAUGGUUGCGAAGAUGGCUGGAUUGGAGAUCAAUGCCAAGUGACUAUUUUGGACAUCACAGCUAUGUUAAGAGGAGGUGUCUAUGAUGCAACGGCUGACAAUAAUUUCCUUGGUAUAUUCAUGAUUGGGGAUAGUACGGUAACCGGAGAUCUUUCCUUGUCAUAUUACAUCGGACGAGAAGUCGACACGGGACCAGGAGAGACUGGUCACGGAGCUUACUUAAAGGUUGAUGGCUUAGCGGUGACACAAGCAUGGGAAGAGACAGGGCUGCCUCCCGGAACACAGUUUACUAACGAAGUCCAUACAGCGCAACGCUCGUUAAGAGCUGCACUGGAUAAAACAAGUGGCGGAGAUGCACGUGUCGGUGCAUAUCGAAUGUCCGUCGAUUUCAAGGGAUGGACCGAGCGAAAUCUCAUGCUGAACGAGUUUCGCGGUGAUUCUAAUUCAGAGGUUUGGCCUGAGAAAUUAUCAAUUACAGUAGGGAUUGGCGAGACCGUCACUCUCGACGUAUCAACGACACAGUCUGUAGACACUUCAUCUUUGAGAUGGCGACUCAACGGAGGAAGUGACAUCAUCGAAUGGGAUGGCAUGAUAUUAGUUACCAUCUAUGACGUCAGGAAGUCAGAUGAAGGAAUUUACGAGUGCUACGUCGAGGGUAACAGAGAGACAGGAAAACAUGCUAUUCUUAAGCUUAUCGUAAGAAGUUGCCCAUCUUCCAAGUACGGUUUGGAUUGCUCACAGAACUGUCCCGUGUGUUACGCUGGUGGGAUAUGUCAUGACGUCACGGGAGAAUGUGUAUGUCGAUCAGGAUUCCAAGGAGUUAAUUGUGAAACAGCCUGUGGUGACAACAACUGGGGAAAAUCCUGUACUGUGGUUUGCUCUAGUGAUAACCCCGGCUGCCCAAACUCGUUAUUUUCACCACCAAACCCUAUCGGGAUAGCUUGUAUCAAUGGAUUUGGAGGAAACAGGUGUCAAACAGCACUGUUUUUGUUGUUGCAAUCCAAUUGUUGCAAGAGGAGGAAACUGGUGAUUACCAACACUCUCUUUGAGCAGCACCCUAGACGUCGCUAUACAUGGAAAGCACCUGGGGAUAUUGCACGCUACCAGAUUGACUAUAUUCGUGUGAACCAGCGGUACAAGAAUAGUGUUAAGAAGUCCAGGCGCAGACUGUUACUCGGAUCACAACUUGGUGCUGAUGACAGUGCAGCUGAAACUAAAGAAGAUGAGGAGGAGCUGUAA
Molecule: messenger RNA, 2443 nt
Organism: Strongylocentrotus purpuratus (purple sea urchin)
Lineage: Eukaryota; Metazoa; Echinodermata; Echinoidea; Camarodonta; Strongylocentrotidae
Exons: 11
Coding region: 11-2443 (810 amino acids)
Source: RefSeq, a predicted model, not a curated record